Messenger RNA from Rosa chinensis, 1242 nucleotides. RefSeq lists its product as uncharacterized. The coding region runs from base 365 to 1228 and encodes 287 amino acids. Lineage: Eukaryota; Viridiplantae; Streptophyta; Magnoliopsida; Rosales; Rosaceae. The record is from RefSeq and is a predicted model, not a curated record. The transcript has a single exon.
GGUUGGAUCGGUGGACCAGUUGAAGACUGUUAACAGUACGGUUAUUGCUCUUAUACCAAAGGUGGAAGCUCCGCAAUAUAUGAGCCAGUUUAGGCCUAUCAGUCUUUGUAACGUUGUUUACAAAAUUGGUUCGAAAGCCCUGGCCAACCGAUUGAAGCCUUUUUUGAACAACUUAAUUUCUCCUUACCAGAGUGCUUUCGUACCCGAAAGGUUGAUCUCAGAUAACUCUUUGUUGGCUUUUGAGGUUUCCCAUUGUUUGAAGAGAAGGAGAAGUGGUAAGAAGGGAUAUUAUGCAUUGAAGCUGGAUAUGAGCAAGGCAUAUGAUCGUGUGGAGUGAGAUUUCUUGGAGGCGGUUUUAGUCAGAAUGGGGUUUUGUGGUGUUUGGGUCAGCUGGAUUAUGGGAUGUAUACGUACAGUUUCUUAUUCAUUCAUUGUUAAUGGGGAGCCUAGAGGACGUGUUAUUCCCUCUAGAGGUUUACGGCAAGGAGAUGCCAUAUCACCUUAUCUUUUUCUUCUUUGUACAGAGGUUCUUUCACGGUUAAUUGUCAAGGCUGAGGAGUUGGAUACUUUGCAUGGGGUGGAAAUCUGUAGGGGAGCACCGAGCAUCAGUCACUUAUUUUUUACCGAUGACUCUUUUAUUUUUUUCAAGGCAGAGGUGUCAGACUGUAUUGCAUUAAAGGGAAUCCUCAAAGAUUAUGAGUUUGCAUCGGGGCAACAGGUGAACUACCAAAAAAGUUGUAUCUCUUUUAGUAAGAAUGUGGAGUUAGUGUUCCAGGAUGAGCUUGCUUCGAUACUUAGAGUAACAAGAGUAGAUAAGCAUGACAAAUACCUGGGGUUGCCUACUGAAAUUAGUUAUUCCAAGGAGGAUGCUUUUGUAUUCUUGAAUGAAAAGAUUCGGGGUAGAACUCAAGGGUGGAGAGAAAAGACUCUUUCAAUGGCUGGUAGGGAAGUGAUGAUUAAAGCGGUGGCUCAAGCUAUUCCAUCAUAUGUCAUGAGCUGUUUUGAGUUACCUAAACAUAUGUGUAAUGAAAUGCACCAACUUAUGGCACGUUUUUGGUGGGGAGGGUCGGAAGGGGAUAGGAGGAUACAUUGGCUCUCGUGGGAAAAGUUGUGUAGGCCUAAGUUGGAGGGAGGUAUGGGGUUUCGAAAUAUGCAUUGCUUCAAGUUGGCUCUUCUAGCUAAACAAGGGUGGAGGCUCAUUCAUAGACCGGAUUCGUUAAUUGCUUAAUUGUUGAAAGCGAA